Emiliania huxleyi CCMP1516 is the source of this 1061-nucleotide messenger RNA. RefSeq lists its product as hypothetical. The record is from RefSeq and is a predicted model, not a curated record. Gene Ontology annotation, cellular component: ribosome; cytosolic large ribosomal subunit. The transcript is spliced from 5 exons. Lineage: Eukaryota; Haptophyta; Isochrysidales; Noelaerhabdaceae. Gene Ontology annotation, biological process: ribosomal large subunit assembly; translation. The coding region runs from base 35 to 949 and encodes 304 amino acids. Gene Ontology annotation, molecular function: structural constituent of ribosome; 5S rRNA binding.
ACACCCUCCUCUUGCAAGAGCUCUCGUCGACAGCAUGGGUCACGUCAAGAUCCUCAAGACCGCGGCGUACCACCAGCGCUACCAGGUCAAGUACCGGCGGCGGCGCGAGGGCAAGACCGACUACCUCGCGCGCAAGCGCCUCGUGGUGCAGGACAAGAACAAGUAUGGCUCGCCCAAGUACCGCCUCGUCGUCCGUUGCACUAACAAGGACGUCAUCUGCCAGAUCAUGCACUCCAAGAUCGUGGGCGACGUCUGCCUCUGCGCCGCCUACUCGCACGAGCUGCCAAAGUACGGCAUCGAGGUCGGGCUCACCAACUAUGCCGCCGCGUACGCCACCGGCCUGCUCUGCGCCCGCCGGCUGCUCCAGAAGCUCGGCCUCGACGAGCAGUACGAGGGCAACGACGACCCGGACGGCGAGCACUUCCUGGUCGAGCAUGAGGACGGACCGCGCCCCUUCACCUGCGUCCUCGACGUCGGCCUCAUCCGCACGACCACGGGCGCCAAGGUCUUCGGCGCGCUCAAGGGCGCGGUGGACGGAGGCCUAAACAUCCCCCACUCCGACAAGCGCUUCCCGGGGUACGACCCUGACGCCAAGGAGCUGGACGGCGAGACGCACAAGAAGUACAUCUUCGGCGGCCACGUCGCCGAGUACAUGGAGCUGCUCGAGGAGGAGGACCCCGACCGCUACCAGACGCAGUUCGCAAACUACAUCGAGAAGGACAUCGAGGCCGACUCGCUCGAGGAGAUGUACCAAAAGGCGCACGAGGCCAUCCGCGAGGACCCCGAGUUCACGCCGAGCGAGAAGAAGGGCUCGUACCCGGCGAUCAACGACCAGCCCAGGAAGACGUACGAGGAGCGCAAGGCCAGCGUGGCGGCGAAGAAGGCGGCCAUGAAGGCGGCGCUCGAGGCCGCCGAGGACGACGACGACGACUCGGAGGACGAGGAUUAGGAGAGUACGUAUUAGUGUGGUCCGUUGAAAACAUCGCAAACCCUUGAAAACAUCGCAAACCCGCAUGGAUUUGUCAUUUGGAAGGGCUCGCGUGAAUUAAUGUCAUUGAUUC